This is a messenger RNA of Eriocheir sinensis (Chinese mitten crab), 2813 nucleotides long. RefSeq names its product molecular chaperone MKKS-like. Gene Ontology annotation, biological process: developmental process; intracellular transport; protein folding. Gene Ontology annotation, cellular component: nucleus; kinociliary basal body; cytoplasm. Gene Ontology annotation, molecular function: ATP binding. The transcript is spliced from 5 exons. The record is from RefSeq and is a predicted model, not a curated record. The coding region runs from base 286 to 2355 and encodes 689 amino acids. Lineage: Eukaryota; Metazoa; Arthropoda; Malacostraca; Decapoda; Varunidae.
AAACAUUUGUGACAGGAGCAGCUUGAGCAAAUUUUGGAAAGAUGGGGAUGGGUCGUGCACGGGAGUUUUUGCGGCGUAAUAUAGUGCUGGUGGUGAUGGUGCCAGUGCUGUUUGGCGUCCACUAUGGCUGGCAGAAGGUGCAGGAUGUAGAGGUGUUUGUGCCCAAGCAGCAGCGACGAGAUCUCCCUGUUAUUGAGGGUGCAAAGUACAUUGAGGAAGGGCUCAAGACAAAAAUGGGCUUGAAGAAAGGAGAAUAGCAAGUGAGGCCUUCUUAAAGCAGCAAAGAUGUCUGGUGCGGUGUUAGAGGAGGAGCGAGUGAGGGGAGUGUUUUGUCAUAGUGUUUCUCACCCUUCAUACUUGUCCAUGCUGGCUCGUUACAGGAGACUCCUCCUCUCAGCCUAUGGACCAAAGGGUAGCUCUGUCUUGCUUAGCAAUGCCGUAGGUAGGGAAGCACUUCUGUCUUCCUCAUCAGAAAUCAUCAAAGAACUGUCUUUUGCCCAUCCCACUACAAAAUACAUAAAUGCAUUAAUUAGUGCUCAGAACUCCUCUUGUGGCCUUCAUGGUCUGUACACUGGCCUGCUAUGUGUCAGACUGCUGGAAGAAGCUCUGAAGUGUGAGGAAGACAUGCCACAUCCAGCUGUGAGUACCAUCUCAGAAUGUAUAAUAUCUCAUUUGAUUGAGGAACUAGACAAGUUUCCACCCCAAGUGGUGAUGGAACUGGACAUCGGUGAUAUGGACCAGGUGGUGUCCUUUGUUAAGACAAUAAUAGGUGCCAAGAGUUGCCUGUGCCUCAGUCUGUCUGAUGCCAAUGAACUCUGCAUCAACAUAGUUCGUGCAUUUCUCAAAAGCAUUCCUGACGAAUACACUUUGAGCGGGUUUGGGCAUGUUUCUAUUGUCGCCCAGGAGGAUGGACCAUCCCUCCCAGGUGGCGUAUUUGAGGGUGUCUUGUACAGGAACCCUGAUGUGUCUAAAGCCAGAGUGGAGAAGGUUGGAGUGCUGAGUGAAGUGAGAGUGUUACUUUUCACCGUAGCACUGUCAUACACAGAGGAAACAAUAGCAGUUUCUUGGGAAGGGUCAGGCACCAAGGAGGAGAACUUUGAGUCCUUGGUCCUGGCCAGCCUUGCAUCUGUACUUCAAAAAAGGAACAUCAGCAUUAUAGCCAACCAGAAACCUGUUCACCCAGCCCUAAAAUUUGAGUUAGAGCGCAGAGGCUACUUGAUACUGGAGAGACUUGGUACUAGUGUCACUGAGGCCUUGAUAAGGGUGAGUGGCUGCCAGGGCAUUAGUAACCUCAACAACCUGCCGGAUGAGUUGAGCGAUGCUGUGCUGGGAACACUGACUUUGGUGAAGAAUGUUGUCUUCAAUAACAAGAACUAUAUUCUGCUUCACAACAGUGAAGGUUGUGUGGCAACUCUCCUGCUGCCCACAGCCAGCCCCAGCAUUCUGCCCACACUAAAGGAGACUGUUGAGAGUUGUUUGGCUGCCAUGAGAAUGGCAGUAGUGGAUGGGAAGGUGGUUAGCGGUGGGGGCUGCCUGGAGGCUUGGACUGCCAUGGUCGUCUCUCGUUUCAUCACUACUGAUUCUCAUCUCCUCACCUUGCAUGGCAGUGUCACACCUCACCACAUCUUAAAGGUUGGAAAUAUUUUCAUUCAAGUAUUGAUGGAAUUGGCUCUGCAUCCAAGUGGGGGAUCCUCUAGAUUUGAUUGGUCAGUGGACACAGUCUUCCAUCACCUGUGGCACACUCCACCACACUUGCUGAAACGAGAUGGAGCCGGGCCCAGCACCACCCUCCCUGCCAGUCCUCAACAACGCUGUGUCUGUGGCUUGGUGACACAGGAAGCUGUCAAGUACAAAUACAGUGGUUGGUGGAAGCCUGUGGAAUUCCAUCUUCCAAAUCACCUCCCUGUCUUACCCUCUGGGCACAAGAGGGUGGGGGGCCACAAGUCAGGUAAGCAUAUGUCUAAAGUUGACAUAUAUGGUGGUGAAGAGAGCCAAAGUGAGCCAGAGUCCUUGAGUCAAUGCACAGAGGACAGCCUAGAAGGGUGUGAAAAUGCUAGUGAAGAAGUAGACAGCCUGGAGAAGACUCCUUGUAGUUUGGAGGAAGAAGUUGAUAGUCUGGAAGGCCAAUUGGAAAGUUUUGAUAUCGAAGAAUAUGACAGCUUAGAAGAUAUCUUAGACAGAUAUACGAAGCCACUCAGGGAGGAUGAGAAGAGCAAGAUGCCACAAGCCAAACUUGAAGAACACUUGUCAGGGGCACUGUAUGAUAGCUUUUCUGCUAAGUUCAAUGCAACAAGAAUGGCUUUUGAGGGUUUCACUCAGCUGUUGCACAUUGGUCAGUGCAUUUUUGAUAAGUAAAGGCAACUCCUUACCUAAUAAUUGUUACUAAUCAGUAACUGGUGACCGAAAUUAAAUUAUAAGGACUAUGAACAAUGCACUUGCAAAAUUUUAUGCCAUCAGAAAUAUGGGUUUUGAAUUGGUAAUUAGUUGAUAGUCAAGUGUACCAAUCAGGUAGUUAGAAUAAUUAUGUACAUAAUUAAGAUGGCGCCACUAUAAACACUUGCCUGCGCCAUGACGGGCUGGGGCCCUCAAGCAAGCCCACCGGUGCAAUAGGCGGAGACGUAAAAAAAAUAAAAUAAAGAUGUGAUAGUUAUCAGUACACAUAUGAGUAUUGUUCAUGCAUUACAAUCAUUAUUAUACAGAACUAUAAAAUUUUGGAACUUUGUUACUCAAACAGGAUCAGUAAAGUUUAGUUUGUCUGCUUUAUACAUAUGUACAGGAGUGACGGACUUUUUUUAUAUAAAUGUAAUACUGUA